Molecule: messenger RNA, 1129 nt
Organism: Lolium rigidum
Lineage: Eukaryota; Viridiplantae; Streptophyta; Magnoliopsida; Poales; Poaceae
Exons: 6
Coding region: 1-606 (201 amino acids)
Source: RefSeq, a predicted model, not a curated record
AUGAACUUGGACGUGACUGGAGCCAGCUUACCUGAGCAUUCCUCAUCGUCGCCGCUCCCUUACAUGCCCAACUUCAAGCCUCCUGGAGCGUCUCCGGAUCCAUCAGUCCACCACCAUGGCCUCCGCCGUCUCGGAGGCACAGAUUACACUCUACUGAUCGGUUUCAGUAUGGAUGAAGAGGCCUUGUGUUUGGCUGCUGCCUUCAUGGCCUCAUUGGAAUCCAGCUUUGCAAGCUUCCAUGGUGGGUACAGUUCUCCCUGGCUGAUUGGCAGAGAGCACAGACAGGGUUAUGAGGCCAGCCUCGCCUCUCAAGAUUAUCCGCCGGCUUAUCUGGCGGAGGGAACACAAGGCACACACGCACAACACAAGCUCCUUGCUUCUUCUUGCCUAGGUCCCCUUCAUCCAGCACGCCGCCAGCAACCACGGUCCACGGGUUGGGGUGCUGCUUGGUCUCAUCAACCUCGGCUCCAGGAUCAGGUCCGGCUGCCCUAUCACAGAGCUGUUCCGUCUUCGACUACAGGAAGUUGUGGUGUGAUCUACAUGGAAAAAAGGUGGGAAAGCACCAGAGCGGGCAUGUGUUGCGAGAGCAAAGGAGCAUUGCCAUAAUUCAUCUUCAGCACAUGAGCAAAGAUUUGUGAAGGUGCUUUCCAAAAUUCUGGUCACAUUAUUUGUCACCAUGUUAUGCAGAACCUGAAACUUUCUCUUUGGAAAUGCAAAACAUACCUGGUCAAGGAGGAUGCCUGAUGGACUGCACCAUGCACCUUUGUAGUGUCGUGAGCUCCCGCUGAAAGCAGUCGCUGCAGAACCCAUGGAAGAAGAUGCCAGGCUGUGACCAGGAGAUUCACUCUCACUCUCAGCCCUCAUUGCCACCAUAUACUCAUAAGUUGUGAUGCCCUGAAAAAUGGUGCAACUAUGCAAUAUCAUAAUCCAUUCCUUGUAAAAAUGAGAGUACAAUUUUGACAAAGGCUGACAAAGUGACCAACCUUCCGGAUUAAUAAGAUAUGAAAGAUGAACAGCUGCCCCACAAAACAGAAACCUAGCCCAGAAAGAGCUAUACCCAAGGCCUGAAGUCAAGGAUGUAUUGAGUUAAGAUUGUGCUAGAUAAGUUAAAAUAGUCUGGAGUACUGCA